Molecule: messenger RNA, 1708 nt
Organism: Cladocopium goreaui
Lineage: Eukaryota; Dinophyceae; Suessiales; Symbiodiniaceae
Source: the annotation of a GenBank genome assembly
AUGGCCGCAUUGAGAGUGUCCAGCGACCUGAUGUACCCAAGAUAUCCCAUGGAGUCCAAGCGAAGCGAGGGCACCACCCAAGAGUCAACAGCGGUGGGCGGCAACUCUCCGCGUGCCUCGUGCUGCUCCGAGGCAAGUCAGCCAGUGGAGAAGACUGGACCAACUUUGCCCUUGCAGAAGCGUGAGAAUGUUGCCUGGAGGAAUUUGAAGAUUUUGGAGACUCCUUGCCCAUCUCUCCGUGGGGACGUCAGACGGAUGCAGGGCAUGGCUCGACAUGGCACUGCAGAGAGGUCCGUGAAGAGCACCGCCACAACCCCAUCACGCAGCGGCCGCCGCGCUGAACGCCGGGCCCGCCGUCGCAAGGAAGCGCAGAAGGCUGCGCAACAGCAAGUGAAUUCUCGCGGAUCUGCCGUCACCUUCGCGGUGGGGGAGCUCGGCGUGGAGUGCAAUCAGACAAUGCCAGGCAUGACGCCUUUGGAAGGAAAUUGGCCAGGUAUCAUGAGCACUGCCCCUGCGGAGCCCAAGGCUGCCCUGUUCCUUCCACCAGGUGCGUUGAGCUACACCGGCUGCUCGCCCACCGCCAAGCCAUGUGAUGCCUCAGCCAGGGGAUACCCUUACGCCUCACCACCUGCCGCCGUGGCCUCACCGGAUGCCAAACGUUUGCUGCUGGCCACGUCGCCCAAGGUCACACAGGUCUAUGGUGACGCCUCUGCACGCACUCCCUGCCGAUCCCCACCCGCCUGGACCGCUGACGUACCUUCACCAUGCAGGGCGCGGAUGAAUAUGCGAAGCUUCGUGUCAGCCGCCUCGCCGAGCAGCAUGCUUCCCACCUCCCCUUCCGUGCAACCUGACCCCAUGCCCGCUAUGAGCCCUGUGAGUCCAGAGGUUGGGCCCCUAGGGGGUGAGUUGGGUGGAGCUAUGGAUGCCUUUUUUAUCUGGAACGACAUGGCUAUUUGCUUUUUGGGGCCCAACUGGCGGCCGGAUCCCAUGCGACAGCGCCUAGCCAUCUUUUUUUCGCUGCUGUUGGUCACUGCGGCCUUCAGCCGCCUUGGGCAGACGCCGCUGGCCGCACCACGCACGAAGAGUGUGGCCAUGGCCAUCACUGUGUGGACCACGGAGGAUGCAGAAGACAAGGCGCAGAAGGUGGUGGCAGCCGCUGAAAAACUGGCAGAUGCGACAGUCAGAGUAGAGGAAAUCAAGAGCUACUACUGGUGGGAUGACAAGGUGAACUUUGACCCAGAAUGGAGAGUGGUGGUCACCACCACAAGUCCUUUCGACACGGUUCAGGAGGUGAUUUCCAAGGUUCAUAGCUAUGAUUUGCCCAUGAUUAUCUAUGAUUUGGCGGAGUUGCCAGAAGGGCAUGCGUAUUGGAAGGGUGUCCUCUCGCUUGGCGAAGACGCCAUCGCCACGGCUGAGACGUUGGUGGAGCAGCGGAUCGUGGCAUGCGCCCAAGCGGCUCCGGACGGAACCUUAGCUGUCAAGACCAUGGCACCUUGCAAAGCCCUGGUGGAAGAACAUGCCUCCAAGACUGGUCGCAGCGUGUCAUGGACAGCGAUCAAUGGCAAUGAGGGCUAUUUGACGUGGAUGAAGGGCGAAUGCACUGGAUGUAAAUAGUGUUUUGCAGUUUGAAGACUUGCUGGUUGGUUGUUUUUAUUUUUUGUUUUCGGCCCGCAUUUGGAUGUUUGGAUGUAUUUGAUGAUGAUUCCCC